AUGAAUACGAACCUAGCAAUAAGAGAAUCCAACUCUUCAAAGGAGAAGUCCCCCCUAGGUACGUGUAGUUUUUCUGAACUUGUCGAACUUUCCGAUUACUUAAUACCAAACAAGGAUAAUGAAAUAUCGUUGUUAACAAGUAAAUCCGAGUUCCCUGUUCAUAACGAAAAUGACAUGAACAUGUCAGGUAAAAAAAAAAAGUGUUUGGAAAAUUAUGAACCAGCUAGCCAAAAUGCACAAUUUUGUGAAAAAAAAAAAAAAGAAAUUGUGCAAAAUGAUAAAAAUUGUGAAAGGGAUAGCUAUUUAGAACAAAAAGAACAAAAUUUUAAUAAUUUUAGUAAAAAAAUUAAUGAUGAAGAAGACAACAACAUGGAAGAAACAAAAAAGACACUUAAAAAAAAUUUAGACAUACUGAAAUUACAUCAAAAUGAUCAAAUGCAUAUUUUAAAGAUAAAUGAAAACUAUUUGAAUAACGAAAGAGGUUGUGUAUCUCAUGGAAAUAAUUCCCCUCAAUGGGAAGGAAAUUCACUAAACCGAAGUACACAUGUAAAUAUUUCGCAGUUGAACGAACAAAAUAUGUUAACUCCAAAUGAUGAAAACAUACGUAACAUUUCAAGCAAUUCUACAAAUAUAGAUAGCUCAGAAAAUUUUGGAGUAAUAAUGAAGAAGGCAAAUAGUGCAGAGAAAGAAUACGAUUCUUAUUCCUUAUGCGCAAAAUAUGAACUAAGCAUAAAUAAUAGUAGAAAGUGUGAAUGCAACGAAAAUUGUAAAAAUGGUGCAGGAGUAAGUAGCGAAGUAAGAACAAAUGUGGACACUUCAUUUGAGCACGGGUCGAGCAAAUUAAAUUUUGCUGGGGGAAGUGCAAUGAAAAUGGAGAAUUAUGAAAAGGUGAAGGAUGGAGAAGAAAGAGAAGUAGAGAAGGAAGUGGCAAGGGAAGCAGAGAAGUGUGAAGAGAAUCAAAGCAAUGCUGAACCAUGCGAUGAAGAACCUAGUGAUGACAAACAAAGUGAUGACGAACCUAGCGAUGACGAACCUAGUGAUGACAAACAAAGUGAUGACGAACCUAGCGAUGACAAACAAAGUGAUGACGAACCUAGCGAUGACAAACAAAGUGAUGACGAACCUAGCGAUGACGAACCUAGCGAUGACGAACCUAGUGAUGACGAACCUAGCGAUGACGAACCUAGUGAUGACGAACCUAGCGAUGACGAACCUAGCGAUGAAAAAAAAAGCACUGUUCAUGUGGGGGGAAAAGAGUAUGAACAGUUAAGGAAAAAGGAAAAAUGUAUCAUGCAUGAUAACAUAAUGGAAGGAAAAAAAAAAAUCAUACCCAUAAACUGGACAAUUAAAAAAAAAAAUAUUCCUAAUAAAGAAUGUAUGAUUGCAGAAAAAAGCGAAGAUAAGAGAAGAAAUAAAAAAGAUUGUACUACUUUUAAAGAAAGGAAAGAAGAAAAUCCAAUAAAAAAUGAAGAGACGUCCAAGGAAAACACAAAUAAGUAUAAGGACAAUUUAAAUUUAUUUAACAAAGUUUUAAAAUAUAAAGAACAGUUAAAUAAUUUUCAUGAGAAAAAUCAAGAAGAAGAGGAGGAGGAGGAAGAAACUUAUUCAGGAAAUGUAAUUAAACAAGCAGAUAAUGCGUAUCAUGAAAAAAGUGUAAGGAAUAACAAUGUAGUUAAAAUGAAACAAAGUGAAAAUGAAAAUUUGUGGAAUAAUAAUUGUGCAUAUGCUCGAUCGUGUGCAGGAGAAUGCAAUGAUAAUAAAAUGCUUAUCAAAUCCAAUAAUAAUACAUACAGUUUACUCGGUAUGGGUAGGAAUACUGCAUCUAUGAGUAUCCCUCUUGUGAGCGGUUACACGAAAAAAGAGGAUGAGAUAAAGGGAUUAUCUGAUUUUCCAAAUUUUCAUAAUUCUCUCGGUUCACAGUGUGAUUGUUUAGACAAUAAUCAUGGAAUCUGUAGCUGUGAUGACAUUAACACUAAAGGAACUAGAAAUUGCGAAUUAAAGGAAAGAGGAAAUCAAGUCAAAUUGGAAAAAUCAUCGAUCAAAAGGAAUUUGAACCUACACAGCGUUUUACUUUUACAAAAUGAAAAAGUACAAAAUGUAGAGAUGAAAAUAAAUGUAAAAUUUAAAAAUAUUUAUUUUGUAAAAUAUAAAUGUGUUAAAUGUGUGGUGACCAAUAACUCUGGAGCAGUUGUUCAUUCAUUUACGUUUCGCAAAAAUGUGUUAGAUUUAGAUAAACAAAAUAAUUUUUUUAAAAUAUAUAAUAAAAACAAAGAAAAUGUUAAUUUAUUACUUUAUAAAGAUGUAAAUGUUCUUUUGGAAGAAAUGAAAAAAGUAGCAUACACAGAUGUUACAUUUCAACUUAAGUUUGAUGCUCAGGUCAUUAAUGGAAAGACAGAAAUAUCUCCAUCAUCGUUUUACAGGUUAAGCUUUUAUGGCAUCGAGGAAGUGUUUCAGAAGUUGGUGGAACUGGACUCUAAGACAUUGAAAAGUAAUAGAAGCAGUAGAAGUAAUAGAAGCAGUAGAAGCAAUGGAAGCAAUGGAAUCAAUAGAAGUAGUAGAAGCAAUGGAAGCAAUGGAAGCAAUGGAAUCAAUAGAAGUAGUAGAAGCAAUGGAAUCAAUGGAAUCAAUAGAAGUAGUAGAAGCAAUGGAAUCAAUAUAAUCAAUAGAAGCAAUGAAAAUUUAAAUAAAAAAAAAGAGGUUACCCAAUGUAGGGGUAGCGGAGGGAAGGUUACUAAUCGAGUGUAUAUUAAUCACAUCGAAAGGAAUAGAAAAGAGCUCGUUUACAAACGGGAAGAUGGUACACAAGAGAAGACAAGACAAGGGAAGACUAAAGAGGAGAAGACUAAAGAGGAGAAGACUAAAGAGGAGAAGACUAAAGAGGAGAAGGCUAAAGAAGAGAAGGUUAACAAAGCCAAGGUUAUCAAAGCCAAGGUUAGCGAGGCGAGGGCCAAACCCCAUAACAAGGUUUCUAGAAUCGCUUACGCAAAUCCUAAGAAAAGGGAAGAAAAGGAAAAAAACUCUUACAUAGGAUUUACUAUAUUACAUCUUAAGCACCUAUUCCAGAUGCAGGAAAAAGGAGGUGUUCAUUUAAAUAUUUCAAAUAAUAACAAUGAAGAAUUGGAUUUUGUAAAGAAUUAUAACAAGGAGGAUCAUACACACAACUUGCACAACAAAAUGGGUGAAAGUAUAUAUUCAAAUAAUUUAAGCUAUGUAGAAAAAAUUGAUGUGCUUUUUAAAGUUUUAUUCAGUUAUAGUUUGAAUGUAUCUACACAGAAAAUUUUCUUAGAAUAUCAAUUUAUGUCAAUGGAUGAGGAAGACGAGAAACAACAGCAGCUACAGGAGGAGACGGAUGAUGGCAUAAUGAAGAAAAGGGUUACCAAAAAACCAAUUGUAAAAAACGUAGAAUUUAAACAUGCAUUAGAAAUACUAAAAAAGAGUAAGAAUUCCAACCUUUGGGAUAUCAAAAAUGAAUUGGAAGAAUGUCUAAAGAAUUAUUUUAAAAAUUGUUCCCAAUCCAUCUAUGAUGAAAUUACAUUUUCCUUACUUGACAAACAGGAAAAUAAUGAACAGCCUAAAAUUGGGAAGAGGAAUAAAAAUGAUAAUAGAUGUGACAAAAAAAAUGUGAAAAAAAUGAUUACAUAUGAAAGAUUCCCCAAUUUAAAUUCUCCAAUCGGUGCAGUUAUUGAUAAUUCACUCAUGAAAAAAGUAAAUUCUUGCCAAAUGUACACUUCUAUGAGUGUAGAAGGAGGAAAAGUAUUAAAAGAUGAAAAUAAAGUUUGCAAUUGGUUCUACAUAAAUGAAGAAGAGAUGGAACAAUCUGUUCAUAGAAUUGCAAAUGCCUGUUUGGACGAUUCUCAUGAAAUAUCGAAAAAAUUAAAACCACAUUUAAUGAAUUUAUUAAAAUGGCUAGACACAAGGAAAGAAAAUGAAAAGAAAAUAGAAAAGCUACAAAAUAUUAUACUUAAAUACACGAAUGGAAUGAAUGAUUACUUAGAUUUCAUUGAAUUAAGUAAUAAUAAUAAGGAAUACAAAAUCUAUGAAGAAAAUAAGAAACUAAAAGAAUAUAUAAAGAACUGCAAUAAUUUUUUCAUAGAUACAUUGAUAAGGAACCAUCAGGAAAUACAAAAAUUGAAGCAUAGUAAUAAGACUGUCAAUAUUUUAUAUAAUAAGGAAAAAAUGAAUAAUCUCAGAAGGAAAGUUUCAAAAAGGAGUUUUUUUCCAAAUGGUUCUUAUGAUUCCUUAGAUGAGGUAGAAAAGUUGGAACAGUUAAAAGAUUUAGAUGAAUACAGAGGAUUAAAUGAGUUAGGUGAUAUAGAUAUGUUAGAAGAAGAAAAUGAUAUUUUUGCAAACAUAAUUAAUAGGCCUUCUUCCAGAAAAAGUUCUGUAACAAGUAAAGGAGAGAAAAAAGAUUUACAUUCUCAUGGUCACACUGCCUGUCGUAACAUAGGAAAGAAAAAUAGACAAUUCAGUGAGUACAAUCUAGAAAGAAAUCCAGCAUCGUUGUUUUCUAAAAAGGAAAAAAAUGUCUUAACCACAUCUAAUAAGAUAACUCAAAAGGUAUAUGAUGAUAAAAAAGUAAAAAUCCAUGAUAAUUUGUAUAGUAGGAUGGAGUGGAAAAAGAAAGGGAGUCUACUCAUGAGAGGAUUUCCUGCAAGCAACUCGUUAUCCAACAAUGAAUCUCGAAAAUUGAAUUCAUUUAGUAUGUUUAAUGUGGAGAGUGCGAAUAUUCUUAAUCUGCAUAGGAACAAUUCCAGAAACAAUGUCAGAAGGAGCGAUGGUGAUUAUUGCUCAAGGGUAUGUGGAAUAGAAAGCGAAUUUUUUAAUUCUUCCUAUUUUGAAAAUGAGAAGUUUCAUAGUUGGUGUGCUGGACAUUUGGAUAUGAAUUCACGUGGUACAUGCAGGCUAAAGGAACCGAAUGGAAGAAACAACUUUUUUAAGGUUUAUUCUAACCCAAUAGGAGCAGAAUCUAAUGCAUAUGCAUCUAAAAAGAAGGAAUUAGUUAAUACUAGCAUGAGAAAUAAUUUUCAAAAUAUAUUGAAAUCUUCAUGUGUGUACAAAGAAGAUAGAAGAAACAAAGUUGCAGAAACGAAAUCCAGCACAUUAAUACAUAAAUUGGUUAGAGACCAGGAUCAAGAUGUCAGCAUGAGUAACCACGUGGAGAUGAGUACUUCUUCUAAUUGUACAAAAUCUAGUAAUAAUGAAACAAAACAAGGAAAGCGCAUAUGUGUAUUAAAAAAAACUGAUAGUAAUAAGACGAUAAUGAGUAAUGAUGGUUGUAUAAAUGAAUCGUUUUAUGUUAAUAAGAGUAUUCAGAUGGGAGGGAAGGAUACCAAAAAUUGUGAAAAGUUGAGGAAUGGAUGGAACAAAGAACACACGAUUAUUACAGGAGGAGGCCUCUAUAGAGAGAAUCAUCGUCAAACGGAAAAAUCUUCAAACAGGGAUUUUAACAGAACAAAUAAUUCCACAAAGUUAAAAACUGAAAAAUGGGUUCAAGAUAAGAGACCCACAGCUAGAUGUAAUAACAAAGGAGAAGUAAAAAAUUUACACAGCAGGGAUAAACAAAAUGAAAAUAAGUCUAGGGAGAAAUUUCUUGGAAAAGCAAAAAAAAACAAUUACGACACAAGUGAGAUACUAAAGAAGGAAUAUUUUGUAAAUUCAGAAAUUGGGGAAAGGAAAAAUGAACGUAAUGUCCCAAAUUUGCAGAAUCUAAGAAAAGGAAAAAACGCGAAUAUCACCCAGAUAGCAAAUAAAAAAAAAAAUCCAAACGAUCAUGACAUCAGUAUGUUAAAGUUAUCAUAUACAGGUAUGAAUGAAAAUAUCACCUAUGGUAUGAAUUAUAAGCGUGAAAAAUCUGGGCGUGUCAUGUGUAAUGCUCCUAUCACUGGAGGGGAAAGUUUAAAAUGUGAAGAAGUGGUUAGAAGUGAAGAAGUGGUUAGAAGUGAAGAAGUGGUUAGAAGUGAAGAAGUGGUUAGAAGUGAAGAAGUGGUUAGAAGUGAAGAAGGGGUUAGAAGUGAAGAAGGGGUUAGAAGUGAAGAAGGGGUUAGAAGUGAAGAAGGGGUUAGAAGUGCAGAACAGAUUGGUCGUCUAGAGGGGAUAGACAAUAUUAACUAUAAAAAGAGAUACAUCGAAAAGGCAAUAUUUUCAUAUGAUGAUAAUAUUUCCACAAGGAAGGAAAAACCGAGUGAAGCAGGAAAAAUAUGCACAAUUAGAGGUUCUGGUGGUAAGAUUCUAACGCGAUUGGGAGAAACGAAUGAUUUUGCCAAAGUGUUAAAUUUCAGUAAUAUGAAAAAAGACAAUAGGGAUACCAAUACCAUCAAGGCCAUUAAGCAAAUCAUUGAUGAUAACAUUGUACAAAAAAAUAAUUUUCAUUUGAACAGUGUACGAAAAAAUAAUUUUCUCAAAAGUUUAGGUGAUAACAACAAUGUAAGCUCGACUAUUUACCUUAACGGAGAAGACAGAGCGGACGGAGGAGAAAAAGAAGAAGAAGAAAAAAAAAAAAAAAAAACACACAGUGAAAAUGUGACCAAUAGGAAGACUGCUGUUAAGGUUGACAAGAGACUUGCACAAAAUUCAAAGGAGGCUUACAUUUUAGACAUUAUAAAUAAAAACUUGAAUAGAUCCUUCAAUCAGUUAGAUAAAAUAAAAAAGAAAAUGAAAGAACACUUGGUUGUUUAA
Plasmodium gonderi is the source of this 6675-nucleotide messenger RNA. RefSeq lists its product as hypothetical. The record is from RefSeq and is a predicted model, not a curated record. The transcript has 2 exons. The coding region runs from base 1 to 6675 and encodes 2224 amino acids. Lineage: Eukaryota; Apicomplexa; Aconoidasida; Haemosporida; Plasmodiidae.